AUGGAGAGAAUUGCGAAACAAGAAAGGAAAAAAUAUCGCUGUCUCAUUGAAGGAAUGUUAAAUGCUUACCGUGCCACACCGCAUCCUGCUACAGGGAAAAGUCCAUACGAGCUCAUGUUUGGGAGAAAAAUGCGACUUGGAGUAUUGCCAGAGAUCUCAGAAACACCCGAACGUGAUAACCACCUUGAAGUCAGACAAAAUGAUGCCUUGUAUAAGUUGAAGUCGAAAAGAUACCACGACAAGCGCAGAAAUGUGAGAAAAUCCAGAAUUGCUGUUGGAGACAAGAUUCUCAUGAAAAACAAACGGACAGAUCCACUUAGCCCGAUUCCUGGUAAAGUGAUCAAUAUACGUGGAAACGCCGUGACAGCCCGAUUUGAUGACGGGAAAGUUUUUAUGCGAGACAAGUCACAUUUCAAGAUUGUACGAGAGAGAUCUUACGUCGAAAAGCGAGAAAGAGUACGAGAAGAACAAACGUUUCAAGACAACAUACUCAACCAGAGCAGAAUCGAUCAGAGUACGCGAGACGUCCUCCCUGACCAGAUUAAUCGUGACGAAGCAGAUCAAUUGAUGAAUUCACACAAGAGCAGCACUAACGAUCGGAACAGCCGAUUUACGUGA
This is a messenger RNA of Paramuricea clavata, 618 nucleotides long. NCBI's taxonomy places the organism in Eukaryota, Metazoa, Cnidaria, Anthozoa, Malacalcyonacea, Plexauridae. The record is from the annotation of a GenBank genome assembly.